Colletotrichum acutatum is the source of this 1344-nucleotide messenger RNA. Its product is annotated as Septin-domain-containing protein. Gene Ontology annotation, biological process: cytoskeleton-dependent cytokinesis; intracellular protein localization. NCBI's taxonomy places the organism in Eukaryota, Fungi, Ascomycota, Sordariomycetes, Glomerellales, Glomerellaceae. The record is from RefSeq and is a predicted model, not a curated record. The coding region runs from base 1 to 1344 and encodes 447 amino acids. The transcript is spliced from 4 exons. Gene Ontology annotation, cellular component: septin ring; cell division site; microtubule cytoskeleton. Gene Ontology annotation, molecular function: molecular adaptor activity; GTP binding; GTPase activity.
AUGGACGCUGACGAAGGUUCUCCUGCUACCUCCCCGCCGCCCUCGGCGCCCACUUCGCCCCCCGUCGAAGAGCCUUCAUCUGACUCCUACCAAGCUGGCGGUGCCCCUUCGGCUCCCUCCAGUGAUCUUAGGAACAUUGUUCGCCGCAAGCUUACUGGCUAUGUCGGCUUUGCCAACCUGCCUAACCAAUGGCACCGCAAGAGUGUCCGCAAGGGCUUCAACUUCAACGUGAUGGUUGUUGGUGAAUCUGGACUCGGAAAGUCGACCUUGGUCAACACGCUCUUCAACACUUCUCUCUACCCUCCCAAGGAGCGCAAGGGCCCUAGCUUGGACAUCAUCCCGAAGACGGUUACUAUUCAGUCCAUCAGCGCCGACAUUGAGGAGGCUGGCGUCCGCCUUCGCUUGACCGUCGUCGACACCCCUGGAUUCGGUGACUUCGUCAAUAACGAUGAGUCCUGGCGCCCGAUUGUCGACAACAUUGAGCAGCGUUACGACGCUUACCUCGACGCCGAGAACAAGGUCAACCGCAUGAACAUUGUCGACAACCGUAUCCACGCCUGCGUGUUCUUCAUCCAGCCCACUGGCCACUCCCUCAAGCCCCUUGACAUCGAGGUCAUGCGCCGCCUUCACACCAAGGUCAACCUGAUUCCUGUCAUCGCCAAGGCCGACACUCUUACCGACGAGGAGAUUGCCAACUUCAAGUCCAGAAUUCUCUCCGACAUCAAGCACCACGGUAUCCAGAUCUUCGAGGGCCCGCGCUACGAGCUUGACGACGAGGAGACCAUUGCCGAGAACAACGAAAUCAUGUCCAAGGUUCCCUUCGCUGUCGUUGGUGCGACUAACGAGAUCACUAACGCCGACGGCCGCAAAGUCCGUGGACGUAGCUAUCCUUGGGGUGUCAUCGAAGUCGACAACGAGGAGCACUGCGACUUUGUCAAGCUCCGCCAGAUGCUCAUUCGGACGCACAUGGAGGAGCUCAAGGAGCACACCAACAACAGCCUGUACGAGAACUACCGUACCGACAAGCUCAUUGGUAUGGGCGUGUCGCAAGACCCCAGCGUUUUCAAGGAGGUCAACCCUGCUGUCAAGCAGGAGGAGGAGCGCGCCCUGCACGAGCAGAAGCUCGCCAAGAUGGAGGCCGAGAUGAAGAUGGUCUUCCAGCAAAAGGUUGCCGAGAAGGAGAGCAAGCUGAAGCAGAGCGAAGAGGAGCUCUACUCCCGCCACAGAGAGAUGAAGGAGCAACUGGAGCGCCAACGCAUGGAGCUCGAGGAGAAGAAGCAACGAGUCGAGAGCGGCCGGCCCAUCGAGAAGGAAGGCAAGCGGAAGGGCUUCUCGCUCCGUUAA